This is a messenger RNA of Chondrus crispus (carragheen), 2220 nucleotides long. Its product is annotated as thiamin biosynthesis protein. Gene Ontology annotation, molecular function: carbon-carbon lyase activity; iron-sulfur cluster binding. The record is from RefSeq and is a predicted model, not a curated record. Bases 211 to 2061 code for a protein of 616 amino acids. The transcript has 3 exons. Lineage: Eukaryota; Rhodophyta; Florideophyceae; Gigartinales; Gigartinaceae. Gene Ontology annotation, biological process: thiamine biosynthetic process.
AUGCAUCCAGCUCAGAUAUUCCAUUCAAUUCCGCUAUUGUUAUGCUCUCCUCCUCCCGAAAAUCCGUCUCCCGUCCCUCAUCUCCCCGGCUCGACCUCCCCGCGUAAACAGGAUGCACCCAUCAGAACCAAAUCUAAAACCACCUCCCCUCCACGCCCCCCACCCACCUGCCUCCCGCUCACCACCGUCUCCGACUCCUACAUCGGCGCCAUGACAACUCCCACCUUCGUCCCCGCGCCUGCCCUGUCCCGCGCGCGCCCCUUCCUUACGGGCCACGCCCCUCUGAUUACCCCUCGUCCCCCCAUUUUGCCCGCCCGUACCGCCCCGUCCGCCGUCCUGCAGGAGCCGGUCUCGAACCCCAAGCCUAAGCCUGCCCGCCGCAAGGUCACUAAGGACCCUUACAACCCCUCUUUCUCCGAGUCGCCGCUCUUCACCGAGUGCUUCCCCAACUCCACAAAAGUCUACACUCCCGUCGAGCACCCGGAAACCUCCCAGGUACUCCGCGUGCCCUCGCGCCGUGUCCACCUCGCCGGUGGAGAGGCCCCGGUCGACCUGUAUGACACCUCAGGACCCCAGGGUGUGAAUCCGAGUCAGGGCUUGCCCAAGCUCCGCAAGGACUGGAUUGAGCGCCGGGAGAAUAGGGGGGAUACCAUCUUUACGCAGAUGCAUUACGCGAAGAAGGGUACCAUUACAGAGGAGAUGCUCUAUUGUGCUGUCAGAGAAGGCUUAGACCCCGAGUUUGUGAGAAGUGAGGUUGCCAGGGGGAGGGCUAUUAUUCCGAGCAAUAAGAGGCAUACCGAGCUCGAGCCCAUGAUUGUUGGCCGAAACUUCAAAGUCAAGAUCAAUGCCAACAUAGGAAAUUCCAUAAUUACAUCCAGUAUCGAAGAGGAGGUCGAGAAGCUCCAGUGGUCAACCAUGUGGGGCGCAGAUACUCUCAUGGAUCUGAGCACCGGCAUUCACAUCCACCAAACGCGCGAGUGGAUUAUGAGAAAUUGCCCGGUUCCCGUCGGCACGGUGCCCAUCUACCAAGCCUUAGAAAAAGUCAACGGCAUCGCAGAGGACCUCACAUGGGAGAUCUUCCGCGAAACCCUCAUCGAGCAGGCCGAGCAGGGAGUCGACUACUUCACCAUCCAUGCCGGUGUGCUUUUACGCUACGUCCCGAUGACUGCUAAGCGCAUGACUGGGAUUGUGUCGCGAGGCGGUUCGAUUCAUGCCAAGUGGUGUCUCACGCAUCACAAGGAGAAUUUUGCGUACGAGCACUGGGAUGAUAUUUGCGAGAUUAUGCAGAAGUAUGACAUCGCCUUCUCCAUUGGCGAUGGCCUUCGCCCUGGCAGUAUAUACGACGCCAAUGAUGAGGCGCAGUUUGCGGAAUUGAAGACGCAAGGUGAACUGACCAGAAGAGCAUGGGAGUACGAUGUACAAGUGAUGAACGAAGGGCCCGGACAUGUACCCAUGAACAAGAUUCCGGAGAAUAUGAAAAACCAGCUCGAAUGGUGCAAUGAGGCGCCGUUCUACACCCUGGGCCCAUUGGCCACCGAUAUCGCACCAGGAUAUGACCACAUCACAUCAGCGAUUGGAGCAGCCAACAUUGGGGCGCUGGGCACAGCUUUGCUAUGCUACGUGACGCCCAAGGAGCAUCUAGGGCUUCCAAACCGUGACGAUGUGAAGACCGGUGUGAUUUCCUACAAAAUUGCGGCGCACGCGGCCGACUUAGCCAAGGGGCAUCCCGGUGCUCAGGUUCGGGAUGACGCGCUCUCUAAGGCGCGGUUCGAGUUCCGGUGGGAGGACCAGUUUAAUCUGUCGCUAGACCCCGUGUCUUCUCGAGCAAUGCAUGACGAGACGAUGCCCAGCGAAGCAGGCAAGGUUGCGCAUUUCUGCUCGAUGUGUGGACCCAAGUUUUGUUCGAUGAAGAUCACGGAAGACGUUAGGGCGUACGCAAAGGAACAUGGAUAUGGGGAAGUAGAGGCGGUGAAAUUAGGGAUGCAGGAGAAGUCAGAGCAGUUCAUAACUGAGGCGCAGGGGCAGAUCUAUGUUCCGAAGGUUUUAGAGCUGGAGGAGUAGGACAUGGAGAUGCAGAUUUGAGUGGAUUUGCUGCUUGCAUAUUGCAGUGACGGUGCCAUAAGUCUAGCGGAGCUGCACUUCCCUAAAUGGAGGGGUCUAUUUCCAAUUGAUAGUUUUUAUAAAUAGGAAGCAUUUCGUGUUGAGAGGCGACAACAAAAA